CAAAAGUGCGAAACGAAGAGGACGAUACAACUCUCAACAACGACCGCAACUUCACAAUCUGUCUUUCGAUAUCUCAAAGGACGGUAUAGACUGUGGUACAUAGAUAGCUUCGAAUUAGCUUUCACACUAUAUUCACUAAAGCUCGAAUUCCCAUUAUUUAACCCUGCACGCCACGACCUCCGUCGUCAAACGAAGCUUUUCGGUCGCAUUACCUCCGAUAACCGCUUCAGUUCUUCGACUAGCACGUAGGGGCUUCACGAUAGAGAAUCAAUCUAUUUGAAAAGCAAUUGUUGUUAUUGUUCCUAAGGAUUAAUCGAUAAGAGAGACCUUUCGCCAAGCCAUUUUCAUUGAGGUGGUUGGCGCGUAAUCGCCAGCACAUAAUUCCGACGUAUAGUCAUUCAAAAUUUGCGAUCGCAUGCUAUAAUUACUGAUGGCAGCGCAUCAUCCAUCACCCCCAGCGGGUAUGCAAUUGCACCAUCCUCCUCAUAAUGGCCCUGCUCCACCUGGGAUGGCUCAACAGCCGCCGAACUGGCAGCCUGCUGCACCAACACCAAUGCAGCAGCUCACUGCCAUGAAUGAGACAGUAUGGCUUCAAAUAGGUAAGAAUUACUUCUUUUAUCCUUGAUUUUAACCGCUAAUGUGUAUGACAGGAAGUCUGGCAGAGCUGCUAGGCAAUCUAGAUGAGGCUAUGGGCGCAUAUGAACAUGUACUUCGCACGAAUCCAAGAUCUAUACCGGCGAUGAAUGCCAUCAGUUCUAUCCUUCGCGCGCAAGAACAAUUUGCUAAAGCUGUUGAAUAUUUACAAAAUAUCCUCAAGUUUGAUCAGAACAAUGGAGAUGUGUGGGGUAGUUUAGGUACUGUGGCCUCUUUGGUUAUGCGCAAUGGAUGACCGAUCAAAUUUCUAACAUGCUUUAGGUCACUGCUUUUUAAUGAUGGAUGAUUUACAACAAGCAUACUCGGCUUAUCAACAAGCUCUGUAUCAUCUCCGGGAUCCUAAGGUUAGUGAAUUAGUGCGCCAUUUGCAUCUCACGUCUAACCAUUCACUCCAGGAGCCUAAACUUUGGUAUGGUAUUGGAAUACUAUAUGAUAGGUAUGGUUCUCUUGAACACGCCGAGGAGGCAUUUUCACAAGUGAUGAGAAUGCAGCCAGAUUUCGAAAAGGCAAAUGAGAUCUAUUUUCGCUUGGGUAUAAUUUAUAAACAACAGCAGAAAUACCAACAGAGUUUGGAAGUAAGUCAUCUGAUUAAAAGGUCAUGACAUGUGUUCUGAUUAUUUGCAGUGUUUCCGAUACAUUGUCGCUGUACCACCAACUCCAUUGACAGAAGAAGACAUUUGGUUUCAGAUUGGACAUGUUCAUGAGCAACAAAAAGAUGUAAGUUUGAAAGUCGGAAUGUGAUUGGAUGAUUUUGACAGAUUGGUUGUAGUACGACAGUGCCAAAGUUGCCUACAAGCGUGUUCUCGAUCGGGAUCCAAAACAUGCAAAGGUCCUUCAACAACUUGGAUGGCUGCAUCACCAACAGAGUACUAGCUUUCAAAGUCAAGAGCAGGCCAUUGAGUAUUUGGAACAAUCUGUCGGUUCUGGUAAGACUCGUCAAAUAUGAUCGGUCUCACAUUUCACACGCUAACACGUGGCAGAUCAAAGCGAUGCACAGAGUUGGUACCUCCUUGGUCGGUGCUACAUGUCACAACAGAAGUACCCCAAGGCAUACGAGGCCUAUCAGCAAGCUGUUUAUCGAGACGGACGGAAUCCGACUUUCUGGUGCUCGAUUGGCGUUUUGUACUACCAAAUUAACCAGUACCGAGAUGCGCUUGAUGCAUAUUCCCGCGCGAUACGCUUGAACCCGUACAUCUCCGAGGUCUGGUACGACUUGGGUACACUGGUAAGUUUGCUUCAUCUUCAGCCGGUCGUGUUUGAGACAUUGUUAAUCGUUUUAUAGUAUGAAUCAUGUAACAACCAGAUCAACGACGCUUUGGAUGCUUAUCAACGUGCUGCCGAACUUGAUCCUAACAAUGUUCACAUCAAAGCUCGUUUGCAAUUAUUGCGCAGUGGACAGACCAAUGGUAUGCCAGGUCAGGCAGCUGCUCCUUUACCACAAGAUGUGCAUCCGCAAGCUUAUCAAGUGUCCGGCGCUGUUGGACCUCCUGGGCCUCAGUGGGGAAACUCUGCCCCUCAAGCACAAGCUCAAGGGCCACCUGCGGUCAAUGGAUGGGGAAGCAGGCUUGCUGAAAUUAAUCCUCCUCCUCAGCCACCUAACCCUUAUGAACAACGCCCAGCUGAUCGUGGUCCAAUUCCACCUGCACCACGAGUACCAAGUCCCAGGCAAGAUCAACAAAUGAGGCCAUAUCCUGGUGCCGAUGCGCGUCAGGCACUCCCGCCACGUCCUCGCUCACCUCCACGAGCUCCCAUAGAUAUGAGAGAGCCUAGAGAUCCCAGAGAUCCAAGGGAUCCAAGAGACCCAAGAGACUUAAGAGAUCUUAGAGACCCAAGAGAUUCUAGAGACGCUAGAGACCCAAGAGAAUUCAAAUCAGAAUUCAAAGAUCCUCGCGCUGACCCUCGCACUGACCCUCGAGUCGCGGAACCUCAACCUCGUGACCCCAGAGAUCAAAGGGACCCAAGAGAUUCUAGAGAUCCCAGAGACGCUAGAGACCCAAGAGAGCAGAGAGAUCCAAGAGAGCAGAGAGAUCCGAGAGAUCCCCGUGAUCCCCGUGAUCCACGUGAUUCCCGUGAUCAAAGGGAUACUCGUGACCAUCACCCCCUAGGUCCUUAUCCGGGCCCUGGAGCGGGAGCGGGAUCAGGAGCACAGCCGCCUCCACCUUCUCAUCCACAACAACCGCAAGGACCUCCUUCCCAGCCACAAAGAGUUGCGAAUACAAACUACGCUCCUCCACCUCCAGGUCCUCCAUCCGUAAUACCACCAGCUCAAAAUGGAAUGAAUGGUGCUGGUCCUGGUCCUUUACCCCCUUUCGGCCGUGUUAAUAGUCCUCGACCAGAAGUUCGACCAAUAAUGAGUGCAACCAUGCCAUCUCCCAAGACCACUUAUCCCAACCAACCACCAUAUCCACACCAUACUGAUAUCCCUGAAAGAAGUGUAAUUGAAGGAGGUGCCUUACCACCGGUACCCGGCUUAACUGCGCCGGAGCCCGUUGCAUCCGCCGAUCGCGGUGAUAACAGGCCGCCUUCCGUAGGUCCAAAGCGACUGCGUGAGUGGGAAGACGAACCUUCAGUCAAAAAGCCUGCUUCAGAUGAAAAUCGUGCUCGACUAGAAGACAUGCAUCACCGAAGACCUUCUACUCCACCAAGGGAUCGGGAACAGUUCCAUCGUAGCUCCUCCGAAGCUCGUCGUGCUGAAGACCAAAGAAGAAUUGAAGAACAACGCCUUGCCGAAGAGCAAAGACAAGCAGAUACUCAAAGAAGAGUUGAAGACCAGCGCCGUGCAGCUGAACAACGUGCUGCUGAGCAACGUCGUGCGAACGAGAAUUAUCAUCCCUCAGAAGCUGCACAUCACCCACCAACCCAUGGUAUGCAAGGCCAUCCAGCAAUGCAACAAGAUUCACGUCCGCCACCUCCGCACACAUACGAAGUAGGCCCACCGCCUUCUCUGCCUCGGCAAGCUACUCCAAUCAAGGAAGCUCCGGUAGAUGAUCGUGAUCGCCAACAAGUACCAGUAUCGCAACAGCCGUCUCUAGCUCAACGAAUGGAACAGCCUCCACCUGCUCCAACACAGCCCGCACCAGUUAGCGAGCCUGAACGAGCAGCACGAAAGAUGGAUGUAGACGAGAAUUAUGAUGAUGAUGGAGAUGAAGAUAAAAAGGGAGGAAUCGUUUCAGCACAAGCUUCAGGACCUCCAUCUGCAAGUGGUGAUCCGAAAACUACUAGCCCACCAGGAGUUAAUGGACACUCUGCAAAUGGGUUACCUAAUGGACAGCCAAAGGUUGAGGCGACUAUUUAGAAUAAUUUUCAAACAUACUUACUGCCUUAAGGCUUCGCAAAUGUACUUGGUUUUGUUUUCUUGUUCUUUUAACUCACUUUGGGACGGAGGGAGGUAAGAGAUGGUGGUGAUAGGCGGAAAACUCAAAACUCCCUUUAGUUUCUUUUCUAUUCCUGUUUAUGAUUUGAUACUUGGGGAAACUUUGUUCUCCGGAGGCAAGAGAGAAUUUCAUCAUGGUUGGGCUGGCCUGGGCAUAUCAUGGGAGAGGAGGAUUUAUCUCUGAAAUUGUGGGAGGUGGGAAAGAGGGCUGGGUGGAAAGUGAUGUGAAUGGCUGUGUCGAUCAAAUGCAUGCAUGGUAUACUGGCAGUUUACUCGAAUUUCUUUUGUGUGUAAUGUUUGUAUGUAUGUACAGUGAUGGGGAUGAUGUGGAUUCAUACAUAGCAUGAUUGAUAUCAAUGGAAGUGAGAUGAGGGUUGAUUUGACGAUGAUGUUUUUAUGUGAUAUGU
Molecule: messenger RNA, 4434 nt
Organism: Sclerotinia trifoliorum
Lineage: Eukaryota; Fungi; Ascomycota; Leotiomycetes; Helotiales; Sclerotiniaceae
Source: the annotation of a GenBank genome assembly